Molecule: messenger RNA, 657 nt
Organism: Cryptosporidium muris RN66
Lineage: Eukaryota; Apicomplexa; Conoidasida; Eucoccidiorida; Cryptosporidiidae
Exons: 1
Coding region: 1-657 (218 amino acids)
Source: RefSeq, a predicted model, not a curated record
AUGUCAAUUUUGAAUCUAUUAUCUACAAUUUUAAUUGGAUUAUUAACUUUAUAUGGUCAGGUAUAUUCUGAAUAUAUUACUGAAAAUACAGUAGAAUCUCAGACAAUAACAAAGUCAUUAUAUAGAGGAUCAAUAAAUAGUGAAAAUUUAAUUGAAUGUACUGAAGGAUUAUUAAAUUGGCUAUUAUUUUCAAAGGAUAUAAUAUCUAGUAUAUUAGUAAAUAAUAAUGGAAGUCCAGAGAAAUUCGAUUCUAUGGUAUCAUAUUUAAUAACACAAUUUCAGACAAUUAAUGGAAGUUUUGAGGAUUGUAAAAAUCAAUUAUCAAGAUAUGGAUUUAUUGUACAAAAUAAGGUAUCAUUAUCUGAUAUUAUACAACAUCACAAUAAUACAAUAAAUAAUAUGGACAAAUUAUCUGAAAAUCUUUCUACUGAGAAAUAUAAUGAGUUAAUGGAAGUUAGAAAUCAAAUUCAUUUAGUUAGAAAUAGCUUGGUAAAUUUUAAUAUUGGUAAUUAUUGUGAUGAAUGUAAAGUUUUCAGAGCUCAAUUAGCACUUAUUAAUUUAGUACUUAGAUGGAAUUCAAAAGUUGAGAAUGAACUAAAAACAAUUCAAGCUAGUAUUGAACCUAAAAAAUCUGAUAAAAAAAUCUCUAAGAAUUAG